AUUCAGGUGAUAUCGUCUUCGAAGCAGCAUUUGGGCACGCCGCCUAGGCGUGGUGGUGACAAGGAAGUGGAUUAGUCUUAACAGCUGACUGCAUGCGAGAGAUGAGCAUUGAUCAAGCGACUGCCUGCAGUGGAGGCGGACGAGCCGGGCGCCCUCAUGGUUCAAGCGCUGAGUAAUGUCCGCUCCUUCCUGCGAUCUGUCUGGGAAAGGUUAUGCUGUAGAUCGAAAGACAGGGUUGGGGAUGACCCUGACAUCGCGAGUCAUCAAAAAGACGGGCAACAGGAUCCCACCCGGACUGUCCCGGACAAGACCCAGGACGAUGGGGACUUAGAACCGCGCUAUUUUGUCCAACCCGUAGAAAGUGCGCUUUACAGGGCGCUGUGGCCGUUUGAAUCCCGGGACAAGGAUGAACUGUCCUUCCAAGAGGGGGAUCUCUUCAGAAUAGUCCUGCGGAACGGAGACUGGUGGAUGGCCGACAAACUGGACACGAUGGGACGCGUCGUGGGGAAAGGAUUCGUGCCUUAUAAUUACCUGGCAUCUGGUCAGUCCGUCGAGGGAGAGCCGUGGUACUUCGGGAAACUGAACCGCUUUGAGACUGUGAAGCACCUGCAGGCCCCGGAGAAUAAGGACGGUGCUUUCAUGGUGAGACUCAGCGAGAAAGAGGACGUGGGCUACGUCCUGUCAGUGAAGGACAACAACAAUGUCAAGCACUUCAAAAUCUACGAGGUUGGGGGAAGCUUUCAUGUGGACAACAUUCAGAGCUUCUCCAGUCUUGCGGAGCUGGUUGAAUACUACAAGUCACACCCUCUGGCUUCCAUCCAGGGGCUAAAGAUUGCCUGUGCAAAGAUUCAGCCCCAACCUCAGGACCUCUCUCACUCCACGGUGGAUGAAUUUGAGCUCCCAAAAGAAGACUUCACUCUGGAAAAGCGAUUGGGAAGUGGAUAUUUUGCGGACGUCUACCAGGGGACAUGGAAGAAUCGCACCAACGUCGCCAUCAAAGUGCUGAAAAACGAGGACCUGGAUCAGCGGGAGGUGCAGCUGGAGAUCCAGAUGCUGAAGAGAUACCGUCACAAGCACCUGAUCAUGCUGUUCGCCUUCUGCUCCUCCACGCCACCAUACUACAUCAUCACCGAGCUGAUGGAGAAGGGGAACCUGAAGAGUUUCCUGCAAGGCCAAGAGGGGAAGGUCCUGGACGGCAACACCCUCACUAACAUGAGCAUCCAGGUGGCUGACGGGAUGGAGUUUCUGGAGUCUCAGCAGUGUAUCCAUCGGGACCUGGCCGCCCGCAACGUCCUGGUUGGAGAGAACUACAUCUGUAAAGUGGCGGACUUUGGACUGGCUCGCUUCAUAAAGGAUACAGUUUACGUUACUGAUGACAAGAGGAUGCCCUACAAAUGGUGUGCACCCGAAACCCUCAGCCACGGAUGCUAUUCCAGCAAGUCGGAUGUGUGGUCUUACGGGGUCCUUCUCUACGAAAUCUUUUCCUACGGAGGAUUACCCUACCCAGGCUAUGGCAAUGGUGAGAUGCACAGCCUGCUCACAAAUGGAUACAGGAUGCCUGCUCCCCCUGCCUGCCCAGACCGCAUCUAUAGCAUCAUGAAGUUGUGUUGGAGCACCGCACCAGAAAGCCGCCCCAGCUUCAAAGACCUGCACUGUGACCUGCUCCACAUAAACGACUAUGACCUGGAGUAAAGAUGGACUGCUGUCUCAAUAAUGACCACAGGGUGGCAGCAAUGAGCCAAGCCAGGAACACAUAGGAUGCUUCCCAGUGUAGUCAGUGUUUUGUGUCUGUCUAUUUUUCUUUCUUACCUGCAUUUUAAACGCGCUCUCAUGGUUCCUGUUAAGGGAUACAUCCAGCACCAAGUUACUGAUGGUCUUUUUCCUUUAACUCAUCAUUAGAUGCUGGUGUUCAGCUGCUGUUAGGGUUGCAAAAUUCUAGGAAUAUUCUUGUUAAUUCCCAUACUUUCCCGUUAAUUCCCAUGGAAAGUUUCUAAUGUGGAAUAUUUCCAAAAUUCCCCAGCUUAACUUCCCAUGGAAUGGAAAGUUUCAGGAAAAUUUCCAGAAAUUUUCCAGCCCUUUGCAACCCUAGCUGCUGUUCAGCACAGUUUGUCCUCAGUUGGGUUAAGCAUUAAUUUAAAGCCAAUGUCGGUUUUUCAUGCUUCCUGACAAAGUUCAGGUUCCAUAUUUUGAUAGGGUAGCUGGGCCCCUCCUGGGUCUCAAACCAGCAACCAAGGGUGUGACUAACCAGGUUAGGUUGCUGCGUGUGGAGUCGGAAGGUUGCUCGUUCAAAUCUCAGGGUUGAUAGUGAUUUAAUUGUUGAUUCAAAGAACAACUCCCUUAAGCAACAUUACUCCGGCCUUGCUUUCUCAAAGAUGUUUUUAGAUUAGUGUCUGCUAAAUCGAUGUAUGCUUUAACUGAUAUGCUGUAUCUUAAAAAAAGGUAAUUAUUCUUGUAAUAUGUGCAGUUGUUUACAGCCAACAUGAAUGAAGUUUACAUUUAAUGAGGUAGAUCUGCGUCUGAUGCUAAUAGGGCUUCCCAUGAUGGAAGAUACCCGACCAAUAUUCAUAAGUACAUUGAUACUUUUUUACCUAUAUUCUUCUGGAUGAAUCAUGCAGUCAGGGCAGUAUGCUGCCCGAUCACAAGAAUCAAAAAUAUUUACUAUAACUUUUUUUCCCCAGCAGUUCAUAAUAUAAAUGUAAGACUGUGAAUAAUAUGAAUGUAUGAAUAUUUAUGAGAGCUGUGCAUAAAGCACAAGCCCCCUAACUGGUUUAUUGCUGAGAAAUCACUGUUUUACGCAGGUUCAGUAGUGCAAGACACCAUGGAUUAAACAUUUCAUUGGGUUCUGUGCUGCAAUAAGAUUCCUUACAUUAUUUUAAUGGUACUUUUUUUUUACAAUUAAUUUUGUAAUAUGUAUGGCAAAAAAGUGUUUUGAUUUGUUUGUUAAAAAGACUAAUUUUGUAAUCCAUGUAAAUUUCUAUUUUUAUGUUGAAGUAAAACCAAAAAGUAUUAAAAUAAGCAAAUACGUUUGUAAGGGUGGAUUGUUAUUAUGUAAAUAAGUAUGUAAAUGUAAUUCUCAGAAAAUACAAAUGACUUGGUUGCCAUAAGUAAACCUUUAGUAUUAUCUCAACUGAAACAUCCGA
Messenger RNA from Paramormyrops kingsleyae, 3140 nucleotides. RefSeq names its product PTK6 protein tyrosine kinase 6b (gene ptk6b). Gene Ontology annotation, biological process: protein phosphorylation. Gene Ontology annotation, molecular function: protein tyrosine kinase activity; ATP binding; protein binding. Lineage: Eukaryota; Metazoa; Chordata; Actinopteri; Osteoglossiformes; Mormyridae. The record is from RefSeq and is a predicted model, not a curated record.